GAGAGAGAGCUGUAGGACUACCAGAUCUUCUCUGGUGAAGUGUGUUUCCCGAAAUGAUCAUCACCAUGGACAAGAAGAGGUCGUCACUGAAAGCAGGAUCGCUCCUGCUCCUGCUGCUGCUGGUGUCAGAUCUACUCUUGUGCAAGAGUGUGGCCUCCCUUCCCAUCUGUCCAAGUGGGGCUGUCAACUGCCAGGUGUCCCUCCGAGAACUGUUUGACCGCGCGGUCAUCCUGUCCCACUACAUCCACAACCUCUCCUCAGAAAUGUUCAACGAAUUCGACAAACGGUAUGCCCAGGGCCGGGGCUUCGUUACCAAGGCCAUCAACAGCUGCCACACUUCUUCCCUCUCUACCCCUGAAGACAAGGAGCAAGCCCAACAGAUCCAUCACGAAGACCUUCUGAACCUGAUCCUCCGAGUUUUGCGCUCCUGGAACGACCCUCUGUAUCACCUCGUCUCAGAAGUGCGCGGUAUGCAAGAAGCCCCGGAAGCUAUCCUGUCAAAAGCCAUAGAGAUUGAGGAGCAAAACAGACGACUUCUAGAGGGCAUGGAGAAGAUAGUCGGCCAGGUUCAACCCAGAAUCAAAGAAAAUGAGGUCUACUCUGUCUGGUCAGGACUUCCAUCCCUGCAGAUGGCUGACGAGGACAGUCGCCUUUUUGCUUUUUAUAACCUGCUCCACUGCCUACGAAGAGAUUCACAUAAGAUCGACAAUUAUCUCAAGCUCCUGAAGUGCCGAAUCGUCUACGAUAGCAACUGCUAAGCCCACAUCCAUUCCAUCUAUUUCUGAGAUGGUUCUUAAUGAUCCAUCCCAGAGCAAGCUUCUUUUAGUUUUAUAGCUUUCUAAUGCAUGCUUGGGUGUAAUGGGUCUCAUCUUAAAAAAUAAAAACUCACUCCUUAGAGAUGUCAAAAUCUAAAAA
Messenger RNA from Equus caballus (horse), 915 nucleotides. It is a transcript of the gene PRL, whose product is annotated as prolactin. Lineage: Eukaryota; Metazoa; Chordata; Mammalia; Perissodactyla; Equidae. Gene Ontology annotation, biological process: mammary gland development; response to nutrient levels; female pregnancy. The record is from RefSeq and is a predicted model, not a curated record. Gene Ontology annotation, molecular function: hormone activity; prolactin receptor binding. Gene Ontology annotation, cellular component: extracellular region.